Molecule: messenger RNA, 300 nt
Organism: Debaryomyces tyrocola
Lineage: Eukaryota; Fungi; Ascomycota; Pichiomycetes; Serinales; Debaryomycetaceae
Source: the annotation of a GenBank genome assembly
AUGCUUUCUGUUAAGGCUGGCACAGAUAGCAAACAUGGAAGUGAUAUCAAUUCUUCUGAUGAAGUAGUUUUUGAUGCGAUGAGCUUAGAAUCAUUCGAUACAAGGAAUCCCAUAGAUAAUAGAUACCUGUUAGCGAAUCUGUUUUUUAUGGGCAUUGCGGUUAUUCCGAAGAUCAUUGCCCUAGCAAUUAUUCAAAAAACUAUAGCCUUUAUCGCAACUGCAUUCUUUCUUGAAAGUCAAUCUUCAACUGAUGAAGAAUAUCCUAAUAGCUUAAAUUAUCGCAAGUAUUUUCAUAGAUAA